This is a messenger RNA of Lingula anatina, 8310 nucleotides long. RefSeq names its product dual oxidase. Gene Ontology annotation, biological process: response to oxidative stress; superoxide anion generation; defense response. NCBI's taxonomy places the organism in Eukaryota, Metazoa, Brachiopoda, Lingulata, Lingulida, Lingulidae. Gene Ontology annotation, molecular function: peroxidase activity; superoxide-generating NAD(P)H oxidase activity; heme binding. The record is from RefSeq and is a predicted model, not a curated record. Gene Ontology annotation, cellular component: plasma membrane; NADPH oxidase complex.
UGAGACCAAGUUAGAUGGUUAAUAUCAGAAGUGGGCAUACCCCAGGAGUCUUUUGACCUGUUCUGGCAGUUGCAAAAUCGAUUGAAGUUUUUAAACGGCUACAAGAAUAAAAUUGUCAAUCAUUUACCAAUAUUUGGCAUUCUCAAGACCAUCCUCUUUCUCUCUCUCCACAAACACACACACACAAACAAAUACACCCACUAAUCAGACAAUACAUACAUUGUAUGUGCAGUAUAUAACUUAUUUUUUGCUAUCAGUCCGACGGUCAAUGUUUGACCUGGGUCGGGAUCCUAUCACAGAAGUCUCUUUGUCAUACUGUCAAACAAUAACCAUAUUGCCAACAAGCAGUCUAUCGCGACGUGUUUACUUGUUUGUUCUGUUAUCUAGCAUUGUUCUUGAUCGCAAGCUUUAAAAAAGCAUAAUUGGCAUCACAGCUUGGAAACUAGAUUGAUGAAUAUCCAAAUAUGUUGGUGUCUUUUCUGUCUCUAAAUAACCCUGGUAUAAGACGCCUAUACUGGAACAUCAAGUGCUCAUGGAAAUAGUUCCUUUUCUAUUCAAAUUAUGAAAAUACCUUUGAUGACACCUUGGACCUAUGAGUUUGUUUGAAAGGGUGAUACAUGACUUACAGGUGGCAGAAAGUGAGACUGUUCAAUAAGCACAGUAUAAUGAAGAAUAAAAUGCCCGUUGCCAUGGAGAUGCAAAUAACUUUUAUAUGUCUGUUGGUGGGAACGCUUAACAUAGUGACAGCUACACACGCAGCCUUUGGUACAGAGAGACAGCGCUAUGACGGAUGGUUUAAUAACCUGGCCAACCAGAGAUGGGGUACCAGAGGCUGCCAUCUUCUCAAUACUGUUCCACAGAGCUAUGAUGACUACACAUACCAACCAUCUGGUCAAGGACGUCCUGCCGCCAGGGACAUCAGCAAUGCUGUCUUCAAUGGAAGCAGCGGACUGCCCUCCUACAACAACCUCACAGCCCUCAUGGCUUUCUUUGGUCAGUUAGUCACCUACGAGAUCACCUAUUCUUCAAUGCCAACAUGUCCAGUUGAAUUGGUCAAAGUUCCUAUUCCAAAGUGUGACCAAGAUUUUGAUCCCAAGUGCUCUGGAAGAGAGAUGAUGCCGUUUUAUAGAGCUGCAUACGAUAAAAGGACAGGAAGAUCCCCUAAUAAUCCAAGAAAACAGAUUAAUGAAGUUACCAGCUGGAUUGAUGGCAGCUUUCUCUAUGGCACACAAGAGGUAUGGGCUAACUGUCUGAGGGCCAUGCACGAUGGACGCCUCAAGUCAGUCAAUGGGAGCAGGGAGGAAGAGUUCCCAGCAAUGAAUCAUAUUCGUCUUCCUCUAGAUAACUUCCCUAGUCCACACAAACACAAACUAAGUGAUCCCGAGACUAAGUGGAUGUUUGGUCAUCCUCGUACCCAUGUGCACCCUGGUCUCACAGCGCUAGGAAUAGUGUGGUUUCGUUGGCACAAUUACAUGGCGGAUCGUGUCACCAGCAUGAUGAAUACCACCUGGGCUGAUGAAGUAAUGUUUCACAAGACAAGGCGAUGGGUAAUCGCAACAAUGCAGAACAUAAUUAUGUAUGAGUGGUUGCCAACACUGUUGAAUGAGAAGAUUCCAGAGUACACAGGUUAUAAGAACUACAUCCAGCCAGGAGUCACAGCUGCCUUUCAUGCUGCAGCCAGCAGAUACCUAAUCACACUUAUACCUCCAGGCUUAUAUAGAAGGAAUGAUCAGUGUGAGUUCAACAAAGGCGGUAACUUCACAAAGCCCUGGAGGCUGUGUAACUCGUACUUUGAGUCUCAGGAUCUUUUGGAGAGUUACAAGGGUGCACUUGACGAGCUGUUAAUGGGAAUGGCGUCUCAGAUAGCAGAGCGCGAAGACACAGUUGUGGUGGAUGAUGUAAGAGAUAAAAGUCCAGGUCCACUGCACUUCUCUCGCCAUGACGUGGUGGUCCAGACCAUCAUGAGAGGAAGGGACUUUGGACUGGGGAACUAUAACUCGGCCAGGAGGGCCUUUGGUCUUGAAGAGGUGGACACAUGGGAUGCCCUGGAAAGCCUGGUCAACACUACCACAGGCGAAGAGGAAAAAACAGUGGAACAGCCAAAUUUAGUUCGAGUUAAAGGUUAUAAGAACUAUAUCCAGCCAGGAGUUACAGCUGCCUUUCAUGCUGCAGCCAGCAGAUACCUAAUUACACUUAUACCUCCAGGCUUAUAUAGAAGGAAUGAUCAGUGUGAGUUCAACAAAGGAGGCAACUUUACAAAGCCCUGGAGGCUGUGUAACUCGUACUUUGAGUCCCAGGAUCUGUUGGAGAGUUACCAUGGGGCACUUGACGAGCUAUUAAUGGGAAUGGCGUCUCAGAUUGCAGAACGUGAAGACACAGUUGUGGUGGAUGACGUAAGAGAUAAAAGUCCAGGUCCGCUGCACUUCUCUCGCCAUGACUUGGUGGUCCAGACCAUCAUGAGGGGAAGGGACUUUGGACUGGGGAACUAUAACUCGGCCAGGAGGGCCUUUGGCCUUGAGGAGGUGGACACAUGGGAUGCCCUGGAACGUCUGGUCAAUACUACCACAAACGAAGAGAAUAAAACAGUGCAAGAGACUGUUGAAAAACUGCGCAAUGUGUACAAUGACAGUAUGGAGCAUUUGGAUGUCUUUGCUGGGGGUAUGGCAGAAACCGGCAGAAAUGGCCCUGGACCACUGUUCCGUGAAAUUCUUCUUGACCAGUUUCUCCGUAUCAGAGAUGCAGACAGAUACUGGUUUGAGAAUAAACAAAACGGGCUGUUCACAGAUGAAGAGAUUGCCCAGAUAAAGAGUAUUAAGUUUGCCGACAUCAUCACCAACGUGACAAACAUUCAGCCAGAUUGGUUGCAAAGAGAUGUUUUCUUAAGGCAACAAGGGGACCCAUGUCCUCAAGAGAAGCAGCUGGUGAUAGAGGAUAUGGAACCAUGUACAGAUCUCCAGGGCUGGGACUACUUUGCUGGCAGUGAGCUCUGGUUUAUAGGGAGUCUUGUGGUACUGGGACUGGUGCCAUUCUUCUGCAUCUUGGUGGCCUACCUCAUAUACAGAGUGAAGAAGUUUAGGACAAAGAGAGUGAAGAGAACUCUGCACAUGGACAAGUUACGGUCCAUGGUGAGAGCCAAUGCUGGAAACAUAGCAGCUACUGAGUGGACAGAUCCUAAAGACCUUCCUCGUAGCAUUGAGCUACAUUUCGAUGACAUGACAUGUGGACUGCUAGUCUUAACAGCUAGUGGGACGAAAAUACGCCAUUUAGACUUCUCAAUGUCUGAAGAAGUUAACGUCUGGCUCAGCAUGAACCGUGGGAAAGAAACAAUGCUUAUUCAAAUCCCUAAUGAAUAUGAUCUGGUUGUGAUGUUCGACGAUGAAGAAGACAGAAUGGAAUUCCUGAGAAAAUUUAAAAGCUACCUGAAUGACUUCAAUAAGAAUUUACAGUUUUUUCAUGACAAGCAGCAGAAUAUACUAGAAAAUGCAGUCACUAAGAGGAAGAGGCAGCAGUUACUGGAGCGUUUCUUUAAGACUGUCUUUGCAGAGGCUCUUACUUUGGAUCAUCAACCAAGAAUGGAGACUGAGGCAAUAGAACAAGGAACAGCCAAGGAAAUUCUCAACCUGGAGCUUUCUAAGGCCGAGUUUGCAGAGGCCCUAGCACUGAAACCAUCUUCACUAUUUGUGGAGCAGUUUUUCUCUAUGCUGGACAAGGAUCAGAAUGGAUACAUCUCCUUCAGGGAGUUUCUAUAUGCUGUGGUUCUCUUCUCCAAAGGAUCCUGUGAAGACAAACUUCACAUGCUGUUCAGGAUGUAUGAUCUCAACCACAGUGGCUCUCUGAAUAAAGAAGAAAUUGCAGCUUUACUGAGGUCUCUGCUAGAAAUGGCCAACACUGACCUGACAGCAGACGAGGUAGAUAAACUGACGGAGACCAUGUUUGUCAACUCUGGCCUGGAAGGGAAAGGAUCACUCCGAUUUGAGGAAUUUCAACAACUGCUAGCAGACGACAUGACAAAGUUGUGGGAUGUCUGCAUAGAUUGGAAGGGCACUAAAGUUUGCUUCCCAAAGAAAAGAAGUAAUGUUGACAAGGAGAAGGUAAAAUUUGGCAACACGGGUCAAGAUGCCUUUGGUGCCACACGAGAGAAAUACCACCCCAUCGGAGCCAAGAUGAAGAACGUUUUACACUUCAUUGAAAACAACAGGCAGCACAUCUUUUAUCUCAUCAUCUUCUAUGGCAUUUGCAUUGGGCUGUUUUCUGAGAGGUUUUAUACCUAUUCAGUGGAGAAAGAACACUUUGGACUUCGCCGUAUUGCCAGUUAUGGUGUCCCGGUAUCUCGGGGCUCUGCUGCCGCUUUGACCUUCUGCUAUUCCUUGAUUCUUCUGACAGUGUGUCGUAAUCUGAUCACAAGGUUACGCGAGACUUUUCUCAAUCUCUACAUCCCCUUUGAUUCCAAUGUGGCCUUUCACAAGGUCAUUGCUUGGACGGCUCUCUUCUUUACAUUGGCACAUGUAGUGGGGCACGCCCUCAACUUCUACCACAUCUCCACACAGCCUGUCCAGCAUCUCUGCAUCUUUGAUGAAAUCUUCUUCAAGUCGGAGUAUCUGCCAACUUUUGCAUGGUGGCUGUUGGGAACUCUAACUGUUUCUGCUUUUAAUGCUCUUACUUUGGAUCAUCAACCAAGAAUGGAGACUGAGGCGAUAGAACAAGGAACAGCCAAGGAAAUUCUUAAUCUGGAGCUUUCUAAGGCGGAGUUUGCAGAGGCCCUAGCACUGAAACCGUCUUCACUAUUUGUGGAGCAGUUUUUCUCUAUGCUGGACAAGGAUCAGAAUGGAUACAUCUCCUUCAGGGAGUUUCUUUAUGCUGUGGUUCUCUUCUCCAAAGGAUCCUGUGAAGACAAACUCCACAUGCUGUUCAGGAUGUAUGACCUCAACCACAGUGGCUCUCUGAAUAAAGAAGAAAUUGCGGCUUUACUGAGAUCUCUGCUAGAAAUGGCCAACACUGACCUGACAGCAGACGAAGUAGAUAAACUGACAGAGACCAUGUUUGUCAACUCUGGUCUGGAAGGGAAAGGAUCACUCCGAUUUGAGGAAUUUCAGCAACUGCUAGCAGACGACAUGACAAAGUUGUGGGAUGUCUGCAUAGAUUGGAAGGGCACUAAAGUUUGCUUCCCAAAGAAAAGAAGUAAUGUUGACAAGGAGAAGGUAAAAUUUGGCAACACGGGUCAAGAUGCCUUUGGUGCCACACGAGAGAAAUACCACCCCAUUGGUGCCAAGAUGAAGAACGUUUUACACUUCAUCGAAAACAACAGACAGCACAUCUUUUAUCUCAUCAUCUUCUAUGGCAUUUGCAUUGGGCUAUUUUCUGAGAGGUUUUAUACCUAUUCAGUGGAGAAAGAACACUUUGGACUUCGCCGCAUUGCCAGUUAUGGUGUCCCAGUGUCUCGGGGCUCUGCUGCUGCCUUGACCUUCUGCUAUUCCUUGAUCCUUCUGACAGUGUGUCGUAAUCUGAUCACAAGAUUACGCGAGACUUUUCUCAAUCUCUACAUCCCCUUUGAUUCCAAUGUGGCCUUUCACAAGGUCAUUGCUUGGACGGCUCUCUUCUUUACAUUGGCACAUGUAGUGGGGCACGCCCUCAACUUCUACCACAUUUCCACACAGCCUGUCCAGCAUCUCUGCAUCUUUGACGAAAUCUUUUUCAAGUCGGAGUAUCUGCCAACUUUUGCAUGGUGGCUGUUGGGAACUUUAACUGGCAUGACAGGAGUCCUGGUUACGAUUGUCAUAUUUGUCAUCUACAUCUUUGCCACGCAGUGUGCCAGGCAGUUCAUCUUCAAUGCUUUCUGGGCCACGCACAAGCUCAUCAUCCCCAUGUAUAUUCUGACCAUACUGCACGGCAGCGGGCGACUCCUGCAGUUGCCAUACUUCUGGGCGUACUUUGUCGGACCUGCCAUUUUGUUCACCAUUGAUAAGCUGGUCAGCAUCAGCCGACGGAAGAUGGAAAUUUCUGUGAUAAAUGCAGAACUUUUGCCCUCUGAUGUCACCUUCCUGGAAUUUAAACGCCCGCCCAACUUUGAGUACAAAUCAGGGCAGUGGGUGCGCAUUGCCUGCCUGUCACAGGGCCGCCAUGAGUAUCACCCGUUCACCUUGACCUCUGCCCCCCAGGAGGACACACUCAGCCUCCACAUCAGAGCCAUAGGACCCUGGACGUGGAACCUGAGGAACUUAUAUGACCCGGACAUGCUUAGGGAUGGCCCCUAUCCUAAGUUGUUUCUGGAUGGCCCCUAUGGCUCUGGACACCAGGACUGGUAUCAGUACGAUGUGUCCAUCUUGGUUGGUGGAGGAAUUGGAGUGACCCCAUUUGCUUCCAUUCUCAAGGACUUUGUCCACAUGUCCACCAUCAAAAACACUUUUAAGAUCAAGUGCCAAAAGCUGUACUUUAUCUGGGUGACAGCCAGUCAACGCCAUUACGAGUGGCUGAUCGACAUUCUAAGACAAGUGGAGGAGGUGGACAAGAACGGACUAGUCAACAUUCACAUUUUCAUCACACAGUUCUUCCAAAAGUUUGACCUGAGGACUGCCAUGCUGUAUAUAUGUGAAGAGCAUUUCACUAAAGUGUCUGGGAAGAGUUUGUUCACUGGACUGAGAGCAAAGACCCACUUUGGACGUCCCCAGUUUGAGAAGAUAUUCCAGUCAGUUCAGGAGACAUCUAAGGUAACCAAGGUUGGCGUGUUCAGCUGUGGUCCACCAGGUCUCACCAAGGGUGUGGAGAAAGCCUGCAUCGAGAGCAGCAAGCACUCUAAGGCCCUCUUUGAACACCACUAUGAGAACUUUUAAUGCUGGCAUCCCCAGGGAAAUAUGCUCCUCCAUAUAUGGGUGACAUCAGGAGGAAAAUCUGUGGAAUUUGCAGCAAAAGAAGAAUAUACCUUGAGUCAAAAAAUUAAUUUAAACAUGACACUAUUAUACAAUUAACAAAGGAGUUAUACUUUUGAUUUCAAACCAACAGAAUACUGGAAAAUAAGAGUAGUCUUCAUGUCAGUCUUGCGGAUCCAGUAUUUUUGGACCAGCUAGAUCAGUAUGUAAGGUGCAUUUCCAGUAAAGUUGGUAGAGUUUAACUUAGUACCUGGACCAUGCUGUCAUAACAGAUAGGUAUCAUUGUGGUUUUAAACCAAGAGCUGAAAUUAAUCCUCAUGUUCUUGCGAGUGUCAGAUGUUUAGUUGAUGCAACUCAAUAUGUGACAGUGCUAAAUAAAUUGGCUAAAACAGGACUGUGAACCACCCUUCACUUGCAUACAAGAAGGCUAGGUGGUUUGCCUGCAGUAAUCUGGGAUGUUCUGAUUUGAAAGUAGAGACCUCUUUGUUAAAACUUUGUUAAAACUUAGGCUUCUAAGCAUUUACUGGAAUUUUAAAAUGCAUCAUUGGGCGAGAAUAAUAAUCCAGACUUUUCUUCUUCCAUAUUUAAAAUUUUAUUUUGAUCAAGAAUUUUAUCUUUGUAAAUCCAUUUAACUCAUAUAUUUUAAAAAGGAGCUUCCAAGUGCUUAGGGUUAUGAAUAUUUUGGGAUUUAUACAUCUAAGAAAGUAAAGUUCUGCGCUUCUGUAAGGCAUUGAUAUGAUGUCAUUAAUUUAGUGACUUUAAUCUCAGUUUUAGUUAAACAUUUUUACGAAUUUCACAAUGGGAUGACAACCCCUCAAACAUCCUUACCAACAUUGGGAGGGGUGCCAGUGACUUUAUAUAAGCUUAUAUAAAUGCCAUCCUUCAGAGUAAGUUGAGACUUUUAUUAGGUCUUUUGUGCCAUGGUAACCAGUUGAUAGCAUCAUUAUUUAGGUUUUUAAUUGUUGAAUUGUGUCAAGAAUACACCUCUUUAAGCGUUUCUUUUCCCAAUAUUGUUUGAUUAUGCAUUUAACAAGGGUUGACCCUUGAAUCCACAUUUCCCAGACUGUAAAAUGUACAUCUCAAAUGGUGUAAGAGUGAAAACUUAGUGUAGCCUCUUUUUGGUUGGUGUGCAUCACUUUCCCCACUUUCUGGUCAACUCUAAAUUUAUCCAUUCAUUUAUAGCAAGCUUUCUUCAAGGCACAUGGAUAUUUGUUAUGAAUAGGGAUUACAGGGACUAAACAUAUCCAGUGUUAUUUAAAAAACAAAACUUAAAAAUAUGUACAUCAAACAAAAGUAGAUUGAAUUACUGAAGCAAAAAAAUUACUAGGAAAGGAUCCGACUUCUUAUUAUAAUUUUUUUUUUUUUUUGAAGGCUGAGAUGAUCUCCUGUGCCUUGAAGCAUAAACUUGCACACCAGAAUAAUGAAAUAAAAUCAACAACACCUUGAA